AUGGCCCACUCACAUUUUCCCGCCACGGCCAACGAAAAGGUACCGGCACUAUUCGGAUGUCCAUGUGUAUGGAGCCAUGUGCCGCUCUACGGCGAUGCACAAGAAAAGCGCCGAUAUCACCAUGCGCUGGCUAAGCCGAAUGCCCCUGGCAUUGCACGACGUCUGCCCUCUGAGAUUAUCCUCUGCAUCGUGGAUGCACUGUUCGAUUUGUACGCCAAGGAGGUUUCUCUCGGUUAUGAAAAGUAUUGGGAGUCAUCUUGUCUACCAUAUGAGACCGACAAGAUGUGCCCCUUUUGCAUGCUCCCUCGCUUUGAUGUUUGGCGAGACGUUGCAAACCUGGCAGCUUCGUGCCGCGCACUUUACGAACUUAUCACGCCUGUGCUCUAUCGGAGGGAUGCGGAGCAGAAUCAUUCUUCAGCUCUCCUAAUCUCAGCGAAAAGGGGCAACCUCCGGGCCCUGAAACUUGCGUUGGAAAACGGCGCAAAUGCAGAUGCAGAUGAUCACACAAUGCCGCUACAAUGGACCAACGAAUGUUUUCGGUAUUGUGAGCAUUGUGAGUAUCAGGUUUGGUGGAGGGAGCCACGAAGACUCGACAUGAGUGCACUGCACUGGGCGGCAUUGUGCGGAAGAAAAGAUGUCCUUGAGAUUUUAUUGAACCACAAAGCCGGCGUGGGCCCCAACAAGAGGGCAGUAGUGCAGCCGGGACUGGAUGCAGGUAACUAUGGCUCGCUGCCAUAUGUGGAGGACUAUUGCGACGAAUAUAACGCCAGCUUUCCCUGCCUGGCGCUGCAGACGACGAUGGGCUACAACCCUGUGAGCUCCCACGGAGCCAACGCCUUAUACUUCCUACUAGGGACAGGUCGAAUGCGAGCGCACGGAAAGACGGUGGACAUGGCAAGGCUUCUUGUAGAUGCAGGCUCCUCGUUGAUGACACACGAAGCUGCGGAGCUUCACGCUCUCCAUCAAGCAGCUGCAUACGAUAACGCAGAGCUGGUGGAAUUCCUUCUUUGCGAAAAGAAAGUCGACCCCAAUAUCACGGAUGCUGCCGGAAAUACGCCGUUACACCAUCAUACAUUAUCGCUCCUUCUGAAGUACGGUGCGGAUCCCAACUUGCGGAACGUUGAUGGGUUAUCGCCGUUAGACAUUUGCCUCGUCACGACGUUGCUGGGCGCUGACAGAAUGAAACUCUCCGUGUUACUUGCUCGGAGCGGAGGGACGCUACGAGAUCGAGACUUGGGCCUUCACAGGUCAAGGCUGACUGAUGAGCAACGAGAAGAACUGAACACUGCGUUCGAACAAGCUAGACAUUCCGGUAGAACUGAGUGGACCGGAAGCAUUUGA
Colletotrichum scovillei is the source of this 1341-nucleotide messenger RNA. RefSeq lists its product as uncharacterized. Bases 1 to 1341 code for a protein of 446 amino acids. Lineage: Eukaryota; Fungi; Ascomycota; Sordariomycetes; Glomerellales; Glomerellaceae. Gene Ontology annotation, molecular function: protein binding. The record is from RefSeq and is a predicted model, not a curated record. The transcript is spliced from 3 exons.